Messenger RNA from Salvelinus namaycush (lake trout), 1217 nucleotides. It is a transcript of the gene nol7, whose product is annotated as nucleolar protein 7. The transcript has 8 exons. Gene Ontology annotation, molecular function: RNA binding. Gene Ontology annotation, cellular component: nucleus. The record is from RefSeq and is a predicted model, not a curated record. NCBI's taxonomy places the organism in Eukaryota, Metazoa, Chordata, Actinopteri, Salmoniformes, Salmonidae. Bases 41 to 754 code for a protein of 237 amino acids.
UCAUCGAAGAAGAAGUGGACUGAUGACGUAUUGACCUAAGAUGGCGAAAAAACUGCUUAGGAAAUCUCCUUCGUCCUCAAAUAAAUUCAAUAGUGCAAACAUGACGGAUGAUUUUCAAUUACAUCUCGACUCAAGCGACGACGACGCUGCUCCAGAAGAGGUGACCUUCGAAGAGUCAAAGGCUUCUGCUCUACGGAGCAUGAAAAAUGCGUUGGAGACAUCCAAAAGAGAAAAGGAUUUUCUCAAAGAAAAGCGAAGGAAGAGACAGGAGCUGUUUCAAGAACAGAAGAAAAGAAGACUUCUCCCUGCACAUAUUCUAGAAGAAAUUGACACAGCUCCAUCAAAAAAACAGAAGCUACCUGGAGAUCAAGCUGAAAGCAACAAUGAAGAGGCAAGCUGUUUAAGGGAGGAGGGGAGCGAAGGAUCGAAAGAAGGGUAUGAGAAAGAGACGAAGAAACGACUCAAGGGAAAUAUCCGGAGUCUGAAGGGGAACUACAGGGUAAUGAGGGUGGUGGACCAAUCUUCAAACAAGUCCCAACAGCAGACAGCCAUGGAUUUCAUACAGGCCAGACUGUAUGGCCCGGGAAGUCGGAGGACGACAAACAAUGAACUUCUCUCCCUUCAAAAUAAGAGGGGCCCAAAUAAAAGUGCGGCCAUGCAGUUUGUGAAUAAGAAAUGGGGCACAGAGAAGAAAGCAAAGGCGGAGAAGUUGAAGAAGCAAUGGAUUCACAAACAGAAGGUUCCAUCAAGCUGAGCAAAUGGGGAAAUAUGGGGUGGACACCUAUCGGGUAAUCGCCCUUUCACUCUGCCCUGAUCUGAAAGCGCUGGAUAGGUUGAAUAAUUAUGGUUAUAGAUCAAACUAGCCUCCUGAUUUGGGUCAAAGUGCUUUCACCUAUCCAGGCCAUUGAGGAGCUGGAUCAAGCAUCUGAGUAGGAGUGCUGAUUAUGUAAUUUGUCAUUGUGAUGUAAAAUGGAAACCGAACCUGAAUCAGAACUACUACUUUGAUACAAUUGAUAAAUAUGACCGCCAAUCUGAGUUAAGUAGACCAGCUUUAAUGAUUUUUUAAAUAGUUGCACCUUAUGUGGAAUGAUCUCAAACUCCUUGAAGUUGUAGCCUCUAGGGCAGGGGUGUCAAACUCAUUCCACGGAGGGCCGAGUGUCUGCAGGUUUUUGGUUUUUCCUUUCAAUAAAGCCCUAGACAACCAGGUGUGGGGAGUU